CAUAUAUAUUCCGACCAACCAAUCUCACAACAGGAAAAUUCCUAUUAAAACAUUCUGCGCGCACAUAUAACAACACUCUGGAAACUCCUUUUUACCAUUAGCUCUUCCUUUUGCUGCUGCAUUGCAAUUUCCUGUACAGGAGCGACGACGUCUCCAUGGCUCUUCCUGGUCAGCAUGCUGAUUGUCCAAGUUUCAAGCUUGUCAUUGUUGGUGAUGGAGGCACAGGGAAGACAACUUUUGUGAAACGGCAUCUUACUGGAGAGUUCGAGAAAAAAUAUGAGCCAACGAUUGGUGUUGAAGUCCAUCCUCUCGAUUUCUUUACCAACUGUGGGAAGAUAAGAUUUUAUUGCUGGGACACUGCAGGACAAGAGAAAUUUGGUGGACUCAGAGAUGGCUACUACAUUCACGGCCAAUGUGCUAUUAUUAUGUUUGAUGUCACUGCACGGUUGACAUACAAGAAUGUUCCAACAUGGCAUAGAGAUCUCUGUCGGGUCUGUGAAAAUAUCCCAAUUGUUCUUUGUGGUAACAAGGUUGAUGUAAAGAACCGCCAAGUGAAAGCCAAGCAAGUUACUUUUCACAGAAAGAAAAAUCUUCAGUAUUAUGAAAUAUCUGCUAAAAGUAACUACAAUUUUGAGAAGCCUUUUCUCUAUCUUGCAAGAAAGAUUUCUGGGGAUCCUAACCUUCAUUUCGUUGAGUCACCUGCCCUUGCUCCACCAGAAGUUCAAAUUGAUAUGGCCACACAGCACCAGUAUGAACAAGAAUUGGCUCAAGCUGCAGCACAGCCUCUUCCCGAUGACGAUGAUGAUGCUUUUGACAGCUAGAUGAUUUUCUACUUAACACAUACACUGUGGCAAGGUUGUGGUGUGGAUGGUCUGACAGUUGGAUCGUUUGGACUAUUUUUCACUGUAAUCGAUAGUCUACACUAAAUAUAUGUUAGUCAUGAUAGUUUCUCUAGAAACUUGGUUACCUCUUUACUCGCAAUAUGCAAUUAUUUUUUUAGACUCUUGAAUUUGAGAGAUGUCUAUAUUUAAGUUUUUUUAGUGCUCAUCAAUAGAUGGCAUAAUAAUCAUAUUAUAUGCAGGAACUGAACAACUUACGUGUAAGAAUGGCUCUUGAAAAUAUAUGUGUCUUCAGUGCUUAA
Molecule: messenger RNA, 1141 nt
Organism: Cryptomeria japonica (Japanese cedar)
Lineage: Eukaryota; Viridiplantae; Streptophyta; Pinopsida; Cupressales; Cupressaceae
Product: GTP-binding nuclear protein Ran1A
Exons: 8
Coding region: 156-821 (221 amino acids)
Biological process (GO): ribosomal subunit export from nucleus; protein import into nucleus
Cellular component (GO): nucleus; cytoplasm
Molecular function (GO): GTPase activity; GTP binding
Source: RefSeq, a predicted model, not a curated record